UUUAUCAUGGAAUCUGUAUCUUGCAAAUGGUUUUUACUUUCAUUUCUUCUCAUUUCUUGGGCACACUCUGCUUUGUGCGUCGUGAAUGGAGUGACUGGUGGGAGAGUAAGAGGUGUGAACUUGGGUAAUUGGUUAGUUAUUGAAGGAUGGAUGAGUAAACCUUCACUAUUUGAUGGUAUUCUUGCAGGAGAUAUGCUUGACGGAGCAAAGGUUCGGUUUCAAUCUCUGAGCUUAAAUAAGUAUGUAAGUUCAAAGUAUGGAGGAGAUACUGGAGUUGUCACCGUUGACCAAAACAACGCCAGUACUUGGGAAACCUUCAGAUUAUGGAGGGUAAAUGAGUCGGAUUAUCAGUUUCGUACUCUAAAUGGACAGUUUCUAUCCUGUCCUGGGAAAGGGGCCUCUGUCACCACAACAUCAAAAUUACCAUCUUUGAAUGAAACAUUUACUAUUGUAAGAUCGAGCGAAGAUAGAGUGAUUAUUAAACAUUCUAGUGGAACAUAUCUGCAGGCAUCGCCUGGAAAUAAGAUCACAGCAGACUAUGUUGGGACCCCAGGAUUUAAUGAUGGUAACGCAGCUGUAUUCAGAAUGACUUUUGAUGGUGACCAUAUGCAAGGAGAGUACCAGCUAUGCAAUGGGCAUGGACUGAAAAAUGCAACAAAAGUGCUGACUGAACAUAGGAACAGCUACAUUACAAGAGAAGACUUUCAGUAUCUUAGCCAACACAGUAUAAACACCGUGAGGAUUCCUGUUGGGUGGUGGAUUGCCCAAGAUCCCAACCCACCAGCUCCUUAUGUAGGGGGAAGUUUGGCAGCUCUAGACAGUGCAUUCAAAUGGGGACAGGAGUUCGAAAUAAAAUGCAUAAUCGACCUUCACGCAGCUCCGGGUUCCCAAAAUGGAAAGGAUCACAGUUCUAGUCGCGAUGGUUUUAUUGAAUGGACAAAAUCAGAUAAUAUUCGGCAAAGCCUUAAUGUUAUAGAAUUCCUAGCUUCCAGGUAUGGAAGCGAUCCAGCUCUAUUGGGGAUUGAGCUUUUGAGUGGACCAAGUUAUCCUGAUGUUCCUUUCGAUACCUUACAGAAGUACUACAAGGACGGAUAUGACAUUGUGAGGAAACAUUCACCCACAGCUUAUGUAAUAAUGUGUCAGUUGUCAGGCAAUAAUGGUGCUGACCCAGAUCCAGCAGCACUUUAUCAAGCCAACACUGGUAAUGGCAAAUCAAACGUUGUGGUGGACUUGCACUACUAUAAUGUCCACAAUUCACUAUUCGAUAAUAUGAGCGCACCGCAGCAUAUUAAUUAUUUACAUGAUACCCGGAAAACUCAAAUGGAUUCCCUAAACGCUGCUGAUGGACCAUUGGUGUUUAUUGGUGAAUGGGUGAACCAAUUUGGCAAAGGCGAGUGGUCUCAGAGGGAAUAUCAAAACUAUGGUAGUGCACAGCUACGUGUGUAUGGUUCAGCUUCUUUUGGAUGGGCAUAUUGGUCACUCAAGAAUGAUGCUGAUAAUCAUUGGUCUUUCAAGUGGAACAUCGACAACAAUUACCUCCAGUUAAAUCCAGGCAGCAAGGCUGUUUGGAAGAUCGUCGUACCUGUUUUCCUUGUGAUGGCAACUAUCAUGUGCGUCUUAACCUAUAUAUAUCUGAUCAAGAGAAAUAAAUAUUAUAAAAGAGAAAGACUGAAAGGACUCCAAGGGGUGUUGACAGAUUUGAUGAAAUCCAAGGCUACCUACAACGAUACUCCAGAUAAUUCGUUUGAUGAUGGUAACACAGAAGGAGAAACACAGGAAUUGCAAAUAUUUAACUAUAGUUGUUUAUCCAACGCUACAAAUAACUUCUGCUUGGAAAAUAAAUUGGGAGAAGGAGGGUUUGGGCCAGUUUAUAAGGGUAAAUUGCAAAACGAGAAGGAAAUAGCAGUGAAACGACUGUCUAAACACUCUGGACAAGGUAUUGAAGAGUUCAAGAACGAGGUUGUAUUGAUCUCCAAACUUCAACAUCGUAACCUUGUGAGACUGUUGGGUUGCUGCAUUCGAGGAGAAGAAUACAUGUUAAUUUAUGAAUACAUGCCCAAGGGUAGCCUGGAUACGUUUCUAUUUGUUCCAAGUAAGAAAGCACAAGUGGAUUGGGAUAAGCGCUUCAAUAUUAUUGGAGGGAUUGCUCGGGGUCUUCUUUACCUUCACCGUGAUUCUCGUUUAAGAGUUAUUCAUAGAGAUCUUAAAGUCAGUAACAUUUUAUUGGAUGAAAACAUGACCCCAAAAAUUUCAGACUUUGGUAUGGCACGGAUAUUUGGUGGUAAUCAGAUUAUUGCGGAAACUAACCGGGUUGUUGGUACAUUUGGUUACAUGUCUCCAGAGUAUAUAAUGGGAGGCACAUUUUCGGAAAAGUCGGAUGUCUUUAGUUUCGGAGUGUUGAUACUAGAAAUUAUCAGCAGUAAGAGAAAUAACAGCUUUUACAAUCCUGAACAACCUUCAAACCUUCUACUUCAUACUUGGAAGCUUUGGAACGAAGGGAAAUGGUCAGAGGUUGUGGACGAGGCUUUGGGUGAUUUAUAUUCUGCAUUAGAGGUGGAAAAAUGUGUACACAUCGGUCUAUUAUGUGUUCAAAAUAGAGCAAUAGACAGGCCAACCAUGGCUGAAGUAGAUCUCAUGCUUAUCAGUGAAACUGAUCGUCCAUCUCCAAAAGAACCUCCAUAUACUUUUCCAGCAUCAUCAGAUCGGUCGGGGUCGGAUCCCAUUUGCUGCUCAAGUAAUAAUAUCACUUUCACUGCACUUGAAGGUCGAUAGGAGGCCAUGUAUAUAUUUCAAUCAUUGGAAAUUUGGAACAUAUUAUAAACUAGGUAAUGCCGCCAGAAUGGUUACUUUGGAAUUGCAUAUAUGAAAUAUAUAAUCAUAUUACAAUUAUGUUCGGAAAAACAUUAAGAUUAGAUCAAUUAUGAAU
Messenger RNA from Papaver somniferum (opium poppy), 2926 nucleotides. RefSeq names its product G-type lectin S-receptor-like serine/threonine-protein kinase CES101. Gene Ontology annotation, biological process: cell migration; protein phosphorylation; establishment or maintenance of cell polarity. Gene Ontology annotation, molecular function: ATP binding; actin filament binding; protein tyrosine kinase activity. Bases 7 to 2772 code for a protein of 921 amino acids. Gene Ontology annotation, cellular component: actin cytoskeleton; cytoplasm. The record is from RefSeq and is a predicted model, not a curated record. Lineage: Eukaryota; Viridiplantae; Streptophyta; Magnoliopsida; Ranunculales; Papaveraceae. The transcript has 15 exons.